AAUGCCUUAGUACCUUUUCAUAGAAUGAGGAGAACACUUCAAGUGCUAUUGCUGUGCUUAGCAUUAGCCAAUGGACAACAGCGGAGAUCCUGCAAUUUAUCUUCUUGCAACGGAAAACCCCACACUCUGUGUACCUACCCCUUAACUGGACCAGCCACUUCAUGCGGUCAACUCGGUGCCAGAGGUUUGAAUCAGAACGAGAAAAAAGCUAUUCUCGAUAGACAUAAUUAUUGGAGAGGUUUGGUAGCAAGUGGACAGGAAAGGAGAGGAUCUCCUGGACCUCAACCCGCUGCGAGAAACCUUGGAUCCCUGAGAUGGAACAAUGAAAUAGCAGAGAUCGCCCAGAGAUGGGCUGAUCAAUGCGAUUACAGGCAUGAUGAGUGCCGUAAUACAGCCAACAACAUGCACGUGGGACAGAACAUAGCGUACAUCGGCUGGUCUGAUGGCUGGCAUGCUGACAGCUUGCUCAACAUGGUUGACAAUUGGUACAACGAAGUAAAAGAUUUCAACAGAAAUAUGGUCAAGUCUCUUCAUCUUCCGCCAGAGCCACCGAAACUAGGUCAUUACACCCAGAUGGUCUGGGCUAAGACCACAAUGGUAGGUUGUGGUGCAUCAAGAUACAAGAAGAAGGGUGAAUUCUACAAGACAUACCUUGUCUGCAAUUACGCACCAGGAGGAAACUACGAUGGACAACCCACGAUGGCCAGAAUAUUAACGCAAGUGUUACUUCUGUGUGUUUUGGUCAAUUCUCAGCAGCAGAGGUACUGCAAUUUGUCAUCAUGCAGAGGAGUGCCUCACACAUUAUGCCUCUAUCCCACGAGGUCUAUGGCAUCUUCGUGCCGUCAAUUGAGCCGCAGAGGUUUAACUCGGAGCGAGGAAAUGGCAAUUCUCGACAAACAUAAUAGGUACAGAGCUUUUGUGGCCAGUGGCCAGGAAAGAAGAGGCAAUCCUGGACCUCAACCUGCUGCAAGAAACCUCCGUCCUCUGAAAUGGAGCAAGGAAAUUGCGGAGAUUGCACAGAGGUGGGCGAAUCAAUGCGAUUACGGACAUGACCGCUGUCGAAACACAGCUCGUAAUGUUUAUGUGGGGCAAAACAUCGCCUGGAUCGGUUGGACGGAUAGAUGGUCGAAUAAUAGUAUAUUCGAGAUGAUUGAUACUUGGUACAACGAAGUCGCACAAGUGAACAGGACUUUAGUAACAAAUUUCAACCUUCCCUCUGGCCCUUCAACCCCGAUUAUCGGUCACUACACCCAGAUGGUAUGGGCUAACACUCAUUUCCUCGGAUGUGGUGUAUCAAGAUACCGAAAAGAUUUGUACUACAUAACAUAUCUCGUCUGCAACUACGGUCCAGGAGGAAAUUAUGCUGGUCAACAGAUAUAUCAAAUUCGCUAACUUAUUUUACGACCUUGAGAAAAUAAAUUCAUAUUUUUCUCGGUCUUUGUAUGGAGUUCCAUAAGAGUGUCAACAGGUAUAAUAAAAUAAACAUCCUCGAGGAAA
Molecule: messenger RNA, 1497 nt
Organism: Fopius arisanus
Lineage: Eukaryota; Metazoa; Arthropoda; Insecta; Hymenoptera; Braconidae
Product: ancylostoma secreted protein
Exons: 10
Coding region: 25-1392 (455 amino acids)
Cellular component (GO): extracellular region
Source: RefSeq, a predicted model, not a curated record